Messenger RNA from Lachancea meyersii CBS 8951, 1698 nucleotides. The record is from the annotation of a GenBank genome assembly. NCBI's taxonomy places the organism in Eukaryota, Fungi, Ascomycota, Saccharomycetes, Saccharomycetales, Saccharomycetaceae.
AUGGAGAAAACACAGGGAACUGCAGAUAUCACUCAGGUGAGCUCCCGGAGCGAGGUUGGCGAGGUGCGUGUCUUGCGUUCGCUCAGAACAGUUACCUCCAAACAAGCUGGUGAAGUAAACUACAUUAACGCCAAAGAAGCCCACGAUGACAGAGAGCUGCUGGCCGAAAUUGGUUACAAACAGGAACUGCAGAGACAUUUCAGCACAGUGCAAGUCUUCGGUGUGGCGUUCUCUAUCAUGGGUCUGUUGCCGAGUAUUGCAUCAGUUUUAGCCAUUGCCUACGGCGGAGGAACCGUUUCUCUGGUUUGGGGUUGGUUGAUCUGCGGAUUUUUCAUUUUGCUGGAAGGAUUAGCGAUGUCCGAGCUGGCUUCGGCCAUUCCAACCUCUGGAGGAUUGUAUUAUUACACUUACCACUAUGCCCCUGAGAAAUAUAAAUCGUUGCUCAGUUUCAUCAUCGGUAACUCCAACAGUCUGGCCCUCGCGUCUGGUCUGUGUUCCAUCUUGUACGGUUUCGCAGAGGAAAUUCUAUCCAUCGUGUCCAUCUCCAAAAACGGGAACUUUGAGAUUACAAAUGGGAAAACUUACGGUGUCUACGCCGCUGGUGUUUUCUCCUGUCUGGCAGUGACAUCUGUCGCAACCGUUGGUGUGUCAAAGCUGCAGACUUUUAGUAUCGUCUCUAAUUUGCUGCUCAUCGCGUUUUUCUUAAUUGUGCUGCCCAUCGGAGUGGCUCAAUCGGACUUUGACUUCAACGACGGUUCUUUUAUCUUCGGGGAAUGGGUGAACUCAACCUCCUGGUCGGAUGGCUGGCAAUUCAUGCUGACUGGGCUCCAACCUGCAGCAUGGACUAUCGCCGCUUUCGAUGCUUGUAUUCACAUGUCUGAGGAAGCCAAAAAUGCUACAAAGGCUGUCCCAGUAGGUAUAAUUGGUUCCAUCACUACUUGCUGGAUUAUAGGUUUUUUUAUUUGCAUUGCUAUCGCAGCGUGCAUGGGUUCAAGUGUUGACGCCAUUGCCAACUCCGAAACGGGUGCACCAAUGGCUCAGAUUAUCUUUAAUGCUUUGGGAAAAAAAUGGACAAUCGCUAUCAUGACUUUAAUUGCAUUCUGUCAGUUCAUCAUGGGCUGUUCUAUUCUGACUGCAAUCUCCAGACAAAUUUGGGCUUUUGCCAGAGAUGAUGGUCUACCUUUCUCCAAAUUUUUCAAGGUGGUCAACAGUAAACUUUCGUCUCCUCUUAGAGCAACUUGGUUUGGAGCUGGUGUCGCUUUGGUUAUUGGCCUGCUAUGUUUGAUUGGUGGUGAGGCUUCCAAUGCUUUGUUUUCUCUCGGUAUUGCCGGUAAUUACUUGGCAUGGAUGGUACCAAAUAUUCUAAGAUUGACGACAGGAAAAGACUUGUUCAGACGGGGUGCUUUCUACAUGGGAGAUUUUUGGUCUCCAAUUGUUAACUGGACUUCUAUUGCCUUUCAAGCAUUCAUUAUCAUAGUGAUCAUGUUCCCAGUGGAUCCUUCCGCCUUGACUGCUGAAACUAUGAAUUAUACGUGUGUCAUCUGCGGUGGCGUGUGGUUUGGCAGCUUAAUUUACUACAUUGUUUACAAGCACAAGCAAUACCACGGUCCAAAAUCAAAUCUUGAUGAUGCUGAGUUCGAAGAAGCGGUGGGACAAGAUGUUAUUGACCAGAUUCUUUCGCACCAGAAAAGCGGCUAA